AUGGCGUUGACGACUCCCCUGACGGAGCUGCUCGGGAUCCGGCACCCCAUCAUGCUGGCCGGCAUGAACGGCGUCUCUCAUGCGGAUCUGGCGGCGGCUGUCAGCAACGCAGGUGGUAUUGGCUCCAUUGGUGGGUUGACAAUGACACCGAAGGUCCUCACGAAGGAAAUCACGUGGCUGAAGAAUGCCUUGGCGGACAAGUCCUUGCCAUUCGGAGUCGACCUGGCGAUUCCACAGAUUGGUGGCAAUGCUCGGAAGACGAACCAUGACUACACCCAUGGCCAUCUACCAGAACUCAUUGACAUCAUCGUGGCAGAGAAGGCCAAGCUCUUCAUUUGCGCUGUGGGCGUGCCUCCGAAAUGGGCGGUGGACAAGCUUCAUGCUGGGGGUGUGGUCAUUGCCAACAUGGUCGGGUCUGUCAGGAACACGCAGAAGGCUUUGGAUGCUGGAGUAGACAUCAUCAUCGCGCAGGGAACCGAGGGUGGAGGCCACACUGGCGACAUUGGCACCAUGUGCCUCAUCCCCCAAGUAGUGGACGCUUGCCGCGGGCGCCGAAACGCGUUUGGAGGCGCUGUGGUAUGCGUUGCCGCUGGUGGCAUUUUUGAUGGCCGCGGUUUGGCAGCUGCGUUGGGGCUCGGCGCUUCUGGUGUUUGGGUGGGAACUCGAUUCAUUUGUGCCGAAGAGUCUGCUGCCCCACAGGCCCACAAAGACAAAGUCGUUGCAGCGGGAAGCCAGGAUACUGUGCGGACCUUGGUGCUUUCUGGCCGGCCGCUGCGCUUGAUUCCAAAUGACUGGGUCCGCAGCUGGGAGAAGGAGCCUGCCAAGAUUAAAGAUCUUUGUGACCAGGGCGUCGUCCCCCUGACGCACGACAUGAAGGAAUCCAGAGAUGAUUCAGAGAAGCGAAAGGGAAUCUUCGACGCAAUCAACAGUUUGGCUGGACAAGCGGUGGGGGGUGUUCAAAGUAUCGAGCCUGCCAAGAAGAUUGUUGACGACAUGGUCGCUCAGGCUACGGAGGUUCUAAGGAUGAACGCGACAAUGGUCAGCAAACUCUAG
Molecule: messenger RNA, 1053 nt
Organism: Symbiodinium natans
Lineage: Eukaryota; Dinophyceae; Suessiales; Symbiodiniaceae
Source: the annotation of a GenBank genome assembly